AUGGCGGAUGAAGCUACCCAUACCGUGAUGGGCAACCUUGCUAAUCAUGAGAUGGACAAGGCGAACGACACGACCCUGAGUGCACACUAUGCAAGCCCUGACGAGAGUCACAGUGAGAACUGCAACGCUACCAUUGUGACUGAUGUCACGAUCUACCACUGCCAUAAAGAGGACCUGCGCCGAGCUUCGCUCUAUUUUCGAGGCGACUUUCGUGGUGGCUUCGUGGAAUCACGAAGUGGUGUUGUGUACCUCGAGGACUUCGAUGACUCAGCUGUGCGCUAUUGUAUCGCCUACGCACAUGGUGGCUGGGCCGGGGCCGUCAGCGCAAGCCGGGGCUUCCAAAAGCCCUUGAAUCUGGUGUUGAUGGAGGACCUUACCAAGGCCUACCAGGUUGCUGAUUAUCUGUUGAUGCACGAUCUCGUCGACGACAUUCUCCGAUUCCUCGAGAACUACUUCAAGCCCCUAGGAGGACUACUCAAGAAACGAAAAGGCCAGGCAUCCAACAUCAAGCUGUUCCAACGUCAAGCGGCAGUGGUUUCGGACGUAGCAUUGGCUUUACUUGCCGUGAACGCCACGGUCCGCGAGCCAGUUCUCUGGAAGAUAGUGCUAUUCUUCCAGCGAAACCAGACCUAUACCGCAGGUCUGGAGGGGUUCAGGGCCAUCUUGGAGGAAUGGCCUGAUAUGGCGGACAAUUUAUGGGACUGGAACCUCGUUCCAUCCCAGCUGGACCGCAGAGUGAGACGUUAA
Anthostomella pinea is the source of this 747-nucleotide messenger RNA. The record is from the annotation of a GenBank genome assembly. NCBI's taxonomy places the organism in Eukaryota, Fungi, Ascomycota, Sordariomycetes, Xylariales, Xylariaceae.